Molecule: messenger RNA, 774 nt
Organism: Striga hermonthica
Lineage: Eukaryota; Viridiplantae; Streptophyta; Magnoliopsida; Lamiales; Orobanchaceae
Source: the annotation of a GenBank genome assembly
AUGUACCGAUCGGCAGCGAGGCGUUUGCUACCGGCGUUACGCCGGCGAACUGGUCACCCUCCGAACCAGGCGUCUACGGUUCCUUUCUCAGCCCCAGUGAUAAACAGGCCGGCGUGCUCCACGGCUGCUACCUCCGAAAAUACUCAGCAUCCCAACCCUAAUAAUUUCGAUUUUUCCUACCAAUCGUCAUCGAAUGAAGGUGAAAAUCCCAGAGUGGAGGACCGCCCUAAAGCUCAGUGGCAGGACGAGCAGGCGCGCGUUCUUCACGCCUCUCUCCGUCACGUGUAUUUCAUGGAUGAUUGUCUGAAAAGGUUAAUUGACACAAUUGAUUUGCGAGAGGACUUGAAAAACUUACUCCCCAGAAACCGUGUGGCCAAACUUGUUCAAAUCCGAUUAGAAAUGCAGGCUCCCUACAUUUCAAAGUGGGCUCACGCACUCAGUAUACAGGCACAACCUCCGAAUAUUGCCACAAGCUUCAAGCAGAGAGCUAUGCUUGUUGAUGAGAUUUGGGAUGCUGCUGGUGAUGAGUCCACUGAUACUGAUUGGUAUGUGAAGCGCACAGUCCUUGGUGGAAUAUAUUCUACUGCUGAGUUGUACAUGCUAUCUGAUAAUUCCCCUGACUUUCGGGAUACUUGGGCAUUCUUGGAUGGACGGGUUAAAGAAGCAUUUGAUUUGAAAAAGACAGUUCAAGAGGCUAAGUAUUUGGUUGAAGCAGUGGGAGCUGGGAUGGGAGGUUCUGUGGAAGGAUUUUUCAAGAGUUUUCUCAAGCGAUAG